Molecule: messenger RNA, 3999 nt
Organism: Porites evermanni
Lineage: Eukaryota; Metazoa; Cnidaria; Anthozoa; Scleractinia; Poritidae
Source: the annotation of a GenBank genome assembly
AUGGAUUCCGACCCGUUUGGUUCUGCCGACAGUUUCCAUUACCUGACGGUUACUUGUACUCUGUUUUGCUGAUGUUGAUAAGGAGACCUACAAUGUCCGGUGAUUUCACGGUGUGGGACAGUUACACCUGAGCUUUUACAAUGGAAAAAUCUAGACGGCGUAUGUCGUCGGCAAAGUCGAGGUCAUUUACACACUUUGCUGAGAGCCUGGUUGAUCUUUUAAGACGGGUCAAUAGGCCAAUAUUAGCAUUGUUAAUGGUGGCCUGGCACGCAACAUAGUCUAAGACGAUAACAAAGAGAAAUGGGGUGAGGAUGUCCACUUGACGAACACCGGUGGUUACUUCAAAGCCUUCGGACAAAUGGCCAUCAACUAACACGGAACCUUUGGAAUCGUCAUAAAGGACUCUGAUUGCACUGAAAAUCUUGGUGGUAAUGAUAUAGUCUUUAAAGGUGGCCACUAAUGGUAAUUGUUUUGCCUGAAAGCCUUGUAAAGUACGCGUUAGGGUAUGCAUCUGUUGUGUGCAGCCGCGCCCACGUCUGAAACCGGCUUAAUUGGGCCUUAGGAUUAGACCUAUAGAGGGUUAAAUUCUAUCUAGUAGGAUCUUAUCGUAGACCUUAGCGUAGAUGAACAGCAAGGUUAUCGUUCGAUAAUCGUAUUCGGGCUCUAUACUAUUUUAGGCUCUAUAGUUCCUAAGCGAGUUAGUCCACUUGCCAUUGACCAGGAAAUGGUCAAGUUACGCGCGAGAGCCCAAUGGGUGGGUCCAGGUCGACUGCCUAGUCCUUGGGCGGGAAAAUCUGGAUUGCGCGUGUCGAAGGUUAGUUGCAAGGUUAAAGCUGAAACGUCCCUCUCCGUUGUUGUUGGUGGUGGUGUCGUGUAGUAGGCGGGGACCCACUGUUCUUGAAGCUUCUUUGUGACUGUCUUAGGCGAGUUUUGUGUUGAACUGUCUGUCAACAAGAUGAAUCUCGUGACACUUGAUGUUGUCGGAUGUAUGGGUGUUGAGCAGGUUGUAGAAUUUUUUCCUUUUCGUCCAUGUCGGCCGUCUCUGUUGAAGCAUAGUGUAAUAAGUCUUGGGUUGUCAUUGAAAGCUGGUGCGAUUUGCCUGACUGGUAUAUAUAAGUCCUCGGAUUGCAGUCUGAUAUGAUAAUUGGAUUCCAAUGGGAGAUUCGGUCUCUGUGAGCCGCAGCGUACCUCUCGGUUUCCCAUUGCUGCUUCAUGUAGUCAGAGGAAUGACAAUGAUCACUUCCCUUGGCCGAGUUACUGGGAUUUCUUAAAGAUUUCGGAAACGUAAAGUUGCAGACUGCUUUGCCCCCUGUCUGCGGCAAUACUUGGAUGAUUGGUCCUAAGCAUGCUGUUUGGGGGGUGGAGUAUUAUGCAAACCAUAGUUGGUGUAUGGUGUCCCUUGCAUGUUGGCCGUUGGUUCCUGUACGAGCUCAUCCGCCUUUUAACAGGUCUUGUUUUUAGUCCUGCAGGGUGGGAUACCAUCGUCCUGAUAAGCGAACGCUGUUGAGGGAGCCGGUUUAGACGCCGACUACCCUUCCAUGCGGCAGGUGGUAAUAGGUUACAAUGUUACCAGUAGCAGGGUUACCCUGACCUGACCAUGGGUCUUGACUAGGUGAUCAGGAACAGUCAACAAUAGUUCUUUGGUUGAGUAAUAAGCCACUUCGUGUAGUAAAGUGUAUGAAAACCAAAGAUAAAAUAUACUUGUCUAAUAAUCCUAUUUCAGGGACACCCGACGACUGUUUUCUGUAAAAUAUCUGUUCGGAGAAGCAAAUAUUGCUUAGAAUUUUCUAUUUCUUGAGGACAACUAAAAAUUUCUAGAUGACCGUUCCAUUCAGGCACAAUUUUCGAAGCUUAUAUAAUAAAUUCCCUACGAUUUUCUGAAGUUUAAUUUUUCACAUUUCACACCCCAGGCUAGACUAUUUUUCGUAGGAAAACGAAGCCUAAAAUUUUCGGAUUAAAAAAUGUGAUGGAGAGAGGAAUCAAAAAAAUUUUCACUUUCGUAAUGCGCUAAAUUGCAUCAAAAAUUUUCGGGAAAAUAAUACUGAAGCCCUUGCAAUUUCGAAAAAGCUUAAGUUCCCCUAGGAUGACCGAACAGAUGCAAAUCUUUUAGCGCCGCUAAGAUUUCAUUUGUUAAGGUCUAAAAGUACUCUGGAUAGCCUAAAAACUGUUUUCAAUGUAUUUAGGAGGAAAUCGUCGCUAUUUGAAUUUUGGUGAAUCUCGUAAUACAGCUUCUUUGAUUUUGCUUAGACAAUUGAAGCUGGAGGUUUUCCUUAUCUUAUCAUGGCUUAUAAGAAGAAGAUCAAGGAGGGUUGAAUGCACCAUUGGAUGCAGGUAAGGGUUUAAUUCACGUAAUAUAUCACGAAAUGCAAACUGAACUAAGAAGCGGAGAAUUGACGCCUUAGUAUAGGAGAAAGGGAUCAAAACUACAGAACAUAAAAGCUCUUUGGCACUUCGAAGGUUCGAGGUAUUCUUCCGCUUCUUUGUAUGAAAGGAAAAAACGCUCAAAGGAAGUCUUGGUAUUGCUGUUCGGUUUUAACAGAAAAGAUCAAGGGAAAAAAAGAGUUUGAAAUAUCAGCCUCCACAUCGCCAGAGCUUGUUUCUUGUUUUAAGCUAAAAGACAAGCACUUCAAGUCAUUUGCACUGCGUCAGAUUGAAUCAAAGCAACCAAUGAAAAAUCUUGAAAUAUUUUUAGCAAAAUUUUAGUGUGGUGUAACUUGACCAUAAACAAUGAGAUGCAACCGUUUCAUUUCCAGAGAAGGUCGGAGUCAAUCCUAUUAAAUUUCACUUUGCAAAAUGCUGAAAAACAAUUAGAACUAAGUAAAAAUACUGAUGAAGAGGUUUCAUGCUAGUUUAAUUUGAAUGGUCAUGAAUGGUAAUGAUUGAGAUAAAAUACUUAGAGAAGGUCGGAGUCAAGCCUUUUAGAUUUCACUUUGUAAAAUGCUGAAAAACAUCUGGUACAAUGUGAAAAUUCUCUCCUGAAGAGGUUUUAUGAAUUUGAACAGUCACGCACAGGAUGGCAUCCCAUGAACUCAAACGUUAGAACCACGGUACAAUGUUUUUGGGUGAUGUAUCAGACGCGUAACACAAGGUUGAAAAUAUGUGGCGCGUAUAAAGUUCUCUCUUCUUCAGUCUUCUUCUCUCUUUUAAAGUUUACCAAGAGUAAUUACAUAUUAAAGGAGAGGCCUGGACACGAAAAAAAACCUCCCUCAAUAGGGGCUACAACGCCAUAAAUUUGGAGCUAGAUAUUAAAACAAAAAACAAAUCCGGUAGCAAUUUUAGUCAUAAUUUUCAGGAAAAAAAUACAUCAAUAUUGACCAAAAAGAUGUAAUUUAAAUUAGCUAAAGGCAAAAUCUGACAUUAAUUAAGUCUUGAAGAAAUUUAUCAGGCUAGUGAAGUUAAUAUCUAUUUAAAUGUUCUCAAAACAUAGCCAAAGUCUUAAGGUCUUAAUGAUGCUGACAGUUUCGAUGACUGUCAGCCAUCUUUAUCGAAACUUGGAAAUCGCCAAAGGUGUCAGAAGCCUUAAAUAGGCUUCUGAAGGUGUUAAUUAUUGCGAUAAACGCGCAAAGUCACUCUGUAGACGCCUCACCAAGUUAAAAAAGGAUAGCAAGAUAACGGAACAAAUACUUGUACCCUACAUCUGAGGCCACACCCAGAUUGUACUGCAUACCAAAAAUCCACAAGGCUAACAACCCUCUGAGACCUAUUGCGGAUUACACAGGAUCAAUUGGUUACAAUACAUCUAGAGCCCUAACUUAACUCCUGGGAUCUCUGGUCGGUACUACGGAACGUCAUGUUAAAAAUUCCAAAGAGUUUGCUUAAGAAUUAUCCUCAGUCACAUUAGAACAAGAAGACAUCUUCAACUCCCACGAUGUUGUGUCACUAUUCACCAAGACCCCUAUCCAGGAGACAUUAACCAUCAUAAGAGAACGCUUAGAGAAAGGUCAAGAUCUAAAGAAAAGAACAAACAUAGAGGUUGAUGAUAUAAUGGAUCUCACAUAA